This is a messenger RNA of Knipowitschia caucasica, 1344 nucleotides long. Lineage: Eukaryota; Metazoa; Chordata; Actinopteri; Gobiiformes; Gobiidae. The record is from the annotation of a GenBank genome assembly.
AUGUGGCACUACUCUGUUGUAAAAGCCACAGAGGGAGGAGCAGAGGUUUUUUGGGAGGAGCUCAUUUCCUGCUGCUCUAAAAAAAAAAAACCAAAUCCCUUCACCUUCUGUGUUCAGAGAGCGGUAGAGAGAGAGCUUCAGAUCCAGAGAGGAGCAGAGAUGAGCCCAUCGUCCAGGAAAAUCCACAUGAUCUGCGCCUUUUUGGCUUUCAACGUCGUCGGAUGCGUUUUUAUUGGACUCUCUUGGACUUUGAAGGAAGCCCGUCCAAAAAUCUGCAUCCCAAAAACCCCAUUUUGGCGGAAAAUCCCUCUGAGCGACUCCUUUUGGAACCGGGAGCAACAGCGGUUCGAUUUCAUCCACAAUCCUAACUUUAACACGACUCCGACGGAGCUUUCUGAUUGGGCAAAUGACACCGUGCCGUUCUCCAAUUCGUGUGAGCCAGAUACGAGGGUCCAACGGCAAAUUUCGGACUACAAUUUACUCCCAAAACUGUUCCAAGACUUUCUACUUUACUCCCGGUGUCGGUCCUACCCCAUGUUAAGCAACCAGCCCAGAAUCUGUGAAGAUGCGCCGUUUCUUCUGCUGGUGGUCAAGACCUUGUUGCCGCACUUUGAAAGGAGGCAGGCCAUAAGGGAAUCUUGGGGGAAAGCUGGAGUCAUCGGCAAUAAGACUGUGGUGACGGUGUUUCUGUUGGGGAGAGCCAUGCGAGCAGAUAACCACCCGAACCUGAAGGAACUGUUGACAUAUGAAACAGAGAUGCAUGGAGAUAUCUUGCAGUGGGAUUACAGAGACAGCUUCUUGAACCUGACCCUCAAAGAAGUCCUGUUCCUGGAUUGGUUCGAGUCCUUCUGUCCUGAGGCUCAGUUCGUGCUCAAAGGCGACGAUGAUGUUUUCGUCAACACUCCUCUGAUCCUGGACCUCCUGGAAAACCUCCCGGAGCGAAAGGUCUCGGACUUCUUCAUCGGCGACGUCAUCACCAACGCCGGACCCCACCGCAACAAGAAACUCAAGUACUUUGUCCCCGAGAGCUACUUUGUGGGGCCCUACCCGCCGUACGCUGGAGGAGGAGGGUUCUUAUACUCGGGACAAGUGGCUUUGAAGCUGAACGAGGCUUCCAAGAGGGUGGUGGUCUAUCCCAUCGACGACGUUUACACCGGGAUGUGUUUGCAAAAGCUGGGCCUGGAGCCGCAGAUGCAUUCAGCGUUCCGGACGUUUGAUAUUCCAGAAAAAUACAAAGACAACCCGUGUAUCUACAGGACUCUCAUGGUGGUGCACGGUCGAACGCCGCAGGAGGUCAAGCACAUCUGGAGAUGGAUUGUUCAGCCGGAAUUGCACUGCUCCUGA